Molecule: messenger RNA, 1436 nt
Organism: Nicotiana attenuata
Lineage: Eukaryota; Viridiplantae; Streptophyta; Magnoliopsida; Solanales; Solanaceae
Product: GDSL esterase/lipase At5g45960-like
Exons: 5
Coding region: 86-1168 (360 amino acids)
Molecular function (GO): hydrolase activity, acting on ester bonds
Source: RefSeq, a predicted model, not a curated record
AAGCCCUAGGAAUGAAACUUUGUAUACAAUUCAUUAUCCAUAUAUAUAGGCCUUCCAAAGUUUUCUUGAUCAACCACUAAUUAAAAUGCAUCUUUCACUUUUUUUUCUUGUACUUUUGCAUCUUCUUUUUCUUUUUUUCAUGUUGGAAGCUCCAACUCAAGCUCAAGGGAAGAGCUUAGUUUCAGCCAUUUUUAUCUUUGGAGACUCAACAGCUGAUCCUGGAAAUAAUAACUAUAUAACAACUCCUUUCAAGAGUAAUUUUUCACCUUAUGGGAGGGAUUUUGCUAACCAUGUUCCAACUGGAAGGUUUACUAAUGGAAUGCUUGCUAGCGAUUUCUUUGCUAGGUAUGUUGGUGUGAAAGAAUAUGUGCCUCCAUAUUUGGAUCCAAGUUUAAGUAUUGAAGAGCUCAAGAGUGGAGUUAGUUUUGCAUCUGCUGGAACUGGAUUCGAUCCCCUCACACCAACAAUAAGUAAUGUGAUCUCAUUAUCAAAGCAGCUAGAAUAUUUUAAGGAGUAUCAAGAGAAAAUGGAAGCAACUAUAGGGAAAGAGCAAAUGCAGAAUUUGAUAAAAGAAGCACUGUUCAUUAUUAGUGCAGGCACAAAUGAUUUUGUGGUCAAUUACAACACAAUCCCAAUCCGUCGUAAAAGCUAUUCCCUCUCAUCUUACACUGACUUCUUAUUACAACAUGUCCAACUCUUCCUGCAGGAAUUGUUGGAUCAGGGGGCUAGGAAAAUUGGAGUAGUAGGUCUACCACCAAUGGGUUGUUUACCGGUAGUUAUCACACUUCACUCAGAUAAUGCAUUUACAAAGCGUGACUGUGCUGAUUUUUUUUCGUCAAUUGCUCGAGACUACAAUUCCAAGCUCCAAAACCAGCUAAAUGCCAUGCAAAUUAGAUUUGCAAAAUUGGGUUCUCGAAUUGCUUAUAUGGAUAUUUAUGGACCAUUGAUUGACAUGAUUCUAGGACGCAAAUAUGAUUUUGAAAAGUCUAACAGUGGCUGCUGUGGAACGGGCUUAUUGGAAGCUUCAUUUAUGUGCAACCCAAAAUCGUAUAUUUGCCCAAAUGCAUCAAAGUAUGUGUUUUGGGAUUCAAUACAUCCAACUGAGAACACAUAUUACCUCAUCUCUCAAGCACUUCAGCCAACUAUUGAUUCCAUCACCAAGAACUAAAAUAUGUACAUUAUAUAAAUCCUCUUAUCCUGUCAUUAUUCGUUGUAUUAUUUGCUUACACUGUCUUAUUAUAUUGUUGUUGCUAUUGUUUCUCUAUUGCUCCAUUUUUUUUACGUUCUUGAGCCGAGGGUCUUUAAAAAACAGUCUCUCUAUCUUCAUAGGUAGGGAUAAGGUCUGCGUACACACUAUCCUCCACAGACCCCUCUUAUAAGAUUUCACUGGGUUGUUAUUGUUGACUCAAUUAUUAUCCACUUUUAUUUAAAUUGCC